CGGGUCCGUGAAUCGGCUGAAAAGUUGGUCAACAAGCAGCUUUCAGCUCUGAGCCCGGGACUUCUUCUUCUUCUGCUUCUGCUGUUCGGACCGCGGAUUAUCCGUCCCCCGUUUACUCUCGGUACCGGCCGUUACAGACCCGUUCCUACCGGCUUCUACCGACCGAAGUACGAUGAGUGUUUUCACCGUUUGGCGCUGAAAGCGGAGAGUUUGCGCUAUCGGACCGUGAACGCCUCACUUCCAUGUGGGCAGAGUAACAAAAGAUCCGAACCCGCCGCUCGGUGCCUCCGCUCGGCCUGACCCCGCUGCUUCCCGCCCAGCGCUCCGGUUGUAGUCUGCCGGUGGACGGUAACUCUCCGUGUCUCAUCCUCGAACUCUGUGAGCCGGUUUCCCUCCUUUUCUGUCGGUGUUUGUGUGAAGCGCCGCCGGUGGACGCGGGGCUCCGGGAUGCCGCUCCUCCACAGAAAAGCCUUCAUCCGGCAGAAACCUCCGGCGGACCUGCGGCCGGACGAGGAGGUCUUCCUCUGCAAGAUCACACACGAGAUCUUCAGGACCUACGACGAGUUCUUCGAGCGGACCAUCUUGUGUAACAGUUUAGUGUGGAGCUGCGCUCUGACGGGCCGAGCGGGCCUCACCUACCUGGAGGCGGUGGAGAGCGAGCGGCGGGCGAAGCAGAGCCUUCAGAGCUUCCCUCCGGCUCUCGUGGUGCCUCUGCUCCACCUGGCCGCUCUGAGCCGCCGCUGCCGGCUGACGGAGCUCUGCGAGGACGUCCACGCCUUCGUCAAAGACCGCUUCUUCCCUGGAGAGACGGUGGACGUCACCGUGCGCAACGGAGCCAGACAUGUGUGUGAGAUCCUGCAGGUUCACUCUCCUCAUUCCAGCGCUAACGGAGCGCCGGCCGCUAAUGGCCAUGCCAAACCGGCUGACGGUGACGCCAUCAUCAUCAGUGACAGCGACGACGAGAGCAAAGCCUUCCAGAGUCCCACGGCAACCAUCAAUGGCAGGAAGAAGAAGCCUCUGAGUCCGUCAGUGUUUAAAUACACAGUGAGGAUGAUGAAGGACGAACACAGUGAGCCGUUCACUGUCAAAGCCAAUCAGAUCAGUCGUAGGAAGACGACUGUAUCCAAAGAGAGACUGAAGCUGCUGUUUAAACAACACUGUGAACCUGUGAAUGGAACCAUUGCACUGAAGCCCUCCACAGUGGCGAAGUUCCGGCUGUCUGAACAAACCUUCUCUCAGUUUUUCCCUGAUGAGCCCCCUCAGUUCCCCUUCAGCCCCCCCCCUAAGGGUGGAGGGCGGGGCUCACCUGGACAGGCGGGGUCGUCACUGCUGAAGGCGGCGGAGAAGUUGAAGCUGCUGCAGCAGAGGGAGGAGAUGGCAGCCGCAGCUCAGGACAAAGCUCGGCUGAAGAAGGAGAAGGAGGAGGCGCAGGAGGCUAAGAGGAGGGAGAGGGAGGACAAAGAGAGGCUGAAGGAGGAGCAGAGGAGGAGGUUUGAGGAGGAGAAACAGAAGAGGAGGGAGGAGAAGGAGCGCAGGAAGCUGGAGAAAGAGAGGGAACGUGAGAAGCUGAAGGAGGAGAAGAAGAAAUACGCUGAACGACUGAAACUGUGGAACAAACCCAGAGAAGACAUGGAGUGUGAAGACCUGAAGGAUCUUCCCAGUCCGGUUCCAGUGAGGACCCGUCUUCCGGCAGAGUUGUUUGGAGAAGCUUUGAUGGUUCUGGAGUUCCUGCGGGCCUUUGGCGAGGUCUUUGACCUGAAGGACGAGUUCCCUGAUGGAGUCUCUCUGGAGGUUCUAGAGGAGGCUCUGGUGAGUUCUGACCCUGAAGGCCCUCUGUGUGAGCUGCUGUUCUUCUUCCUGUCGGCCAUCUUUCAGGCUCUGGAUGAGGAGCAGGAGGAGGUGGCUAAAGACCAGGUUGAAGACCUGUCGGAGGCUCUGGAGGACGACUCUGAUGCCACUCAGUCGGCUCUGAGCGCCGUGGCUUCGUUGGCUGCGGCAUGGCCUCAGCUGCAUCAGGGCUGCAGUCUGAAGCAGUUGGACCUGGACAGCUGCACGCUGUCAGAAAUCCUGCGGCUGCACAUCCUGGCAUCCGGCGCCGACUGUUACCACGGCAACGCCAAGUUCCGCUACCAGAAGCAGGGCGGGUUCACGCUGAUGGACGACCCAUGUGUCGAGCUGCGAUUGGCCGAGCCGGCGCUGCUGAAGAGGCUGUCGAGCACACCGGUGUACGACCUGACACCAGGGGAGAAGCUGAGGAUCCUGCAGGCUCUGGUGGGGAAGCUGCUGACGUUGGCGUCCAGCAGAGAUCUGAUUGAAGAUUGUGUGGAGGAGCAACGAGCCGCCAGACAGGAACUGAGAGAGAUUAGAGCUGAACAACACCGCAGAGAGAGAGAGGAGGCCGCACACAGGGUUCGUCUUCGUAAAGAGGAGAAGCUGAAGGAGCAGGAGCAGAGGCUGAAGGAGCAGGAGCAGAGGUUGAAGGAGCAGGAGGAGAGGCUGAAGGAGCAGGAGGUGAAGGGAGGCCUCCAAACAAACAGUGAGACUCCUGUAGGACGAACCGCUGAGGAAGACAAGGAGCAGAACUCUUCGUCCAACAACAGCAAGAAAAUGAUGAAAGCUAAACUCAACCAGAAAGACAAACAGCAGCCGAUGAGCUCUGACCCCAAAGCACCUGCCUGCCCCCCCACCAGCCUGACUGCAGAGGAGCUGGAGAGCGAGCAGGAGAAGGUUCGAGAGCUGCAGGAGCGGAUCCAGAAGGCAGCGGCCUGCACCUGCCUGCUGCCUCUGGGCCGAGACCGUCUGUACCGCCGCUACUGGCUCCUCCCCUCGGCCUCCACUCUGUUUGUAGAGGACGACUGCUUCGGCCUGACGGAGGACAUGCUGCACCCGCGCCCUAAACCCAGACAGGACCCCACAAUCAAGAUGGAGGACGAGGAGGUGGUGAAGGAGGAGGCUGCAGAGGGAAGCGCUGGCUCAAGCCCCGCCCCCCUCCUCACCUGUGCACUGCCACUCAAACGUCCCAACCAGUGGUCCUUCUACAGCUCGCUGGAGGAGGUGGAUCAGCUGAUCGAGGCUCUGAACCCUCGGGGUCACCGGGAAAGCAGCCUGAAGGAGGUGCUGCUGCAGGAGAGGGAGAGACUGCAACACCUGCUGCAGGACUGCGACAGGAACAAAUACAGACACACAGACGAUCCAGAGUCAUCCCGAUCUGUCCCAGAAUGCACUGCUGCAGCUGAUGUUCUGAUGGAGGUCAGACUGAGAGACCUGCUGCUGGACAUUGAGGACCGAAUCCACCAGGGAACUCUGGGAACUUUAAAGGUGAUGGACAGACAGGUAUGGCGCUCGGCACUGGAAGCAGGAAACUACGAGCUGCUGUGUUCUGACGGCAGAGACAACGGAGGGAUGAACGGAAGAGAGGACGCCAUGGAGGUGGACUCACCUGCCCACCUGAGAGCCAGAGACAGGCUGCAGGAGCUGAAGUCUAAUGGCGCGGCCUCGUGCAGCGGCAGUGGGACUCCUCAGGUGGUCAGCAGCUCGGUACGAAUCCUGGCUCAGGCCCUCGUUCACAUCGAGCAAGGCAUCGAGAGGCGCUUCCUCAAAGCUCCGCUGGGUGAGGAAGACUCAAAGAAAGACCAGAAGACGAAGAAGAACAAGAAGAAAGACGAGGACCAGGCCAGUGACGAUGGUAGCGAAAGCGGUCGGGUCAGUAAGACAGUGUUGGAGCGAUGGAGGGAAUCUCUGCAGUCCUGCUCCAGUCUGUCUCAGGUGUUUGUCCACCUGUCCAGUCUGGAGAGAAGCGUCCUGUGGUCUCGCUCCGUCCUCAACGCUCGCUGUCGCAUCUGCAGGCGCAAAGGAGAUGCUGACAACAUGCUGCUGUGUGACAGCUGUGACCGAGGACACCACACCCACUGUCUGAGGCCCCGCCUCAAGUCGGUUCCAGAGGGCGACUGGUUCUGUCCAGACUGUCGACCCAAACAGAGAUCCAGCCGCCUCCCGUCCCGUCAGCGCUCUUCUAUUGAUGAGGAGGAGGACGAAGACGAGGAUGAAGAACAGGAGGAGUCAGAGGAGGAGGAAUCAGAAGACGAAGAGGAGGAGUCAGAGGAGGAGGAGGAGGAGUCAGAGGAGGAGGAGGAGGAAGAGGAGGAGGAAGAAGUAGUAGUAGUGAGCACCAAGAGGAGCCUGGCCCCGCCCCCCAAAGGGAAGAACCAACAGGCCACGCCCAGGGGGCAACAGGCCACGCCCAGGGGGCAACAGGCCACGCCCAAGAACAGCACCACCUCAGCAGGGAAGAACUCAUCAUCAGCAUCCAGGUCCUCAGGGAAGAAGGCCACGCCCCCCACAGUGAAGGCCAACAUGACGUCUGGCGGUAAAGCUCCGCCCCGCUCUGGGAGUCGGGUCAGUGCCCGUCUGAGCCACGAGAUCCUGCCGGCAAACAGCAAGACCUCACCUGGUCAGAGCGAGCCCCGCAAGAGACCGCCAACAGAUGUGGCUCCCCCUCCUAAACCCUCCAAACCCGUCCUCCCCUCCUCCUCCUCCUCCUCCUCCUCCUCCUCCUCAAGCCGGCGCUCCUCUGGCAGGAACCACGGCGUCCACGAGCUGUCAGCCUGCGAGCAGCUGACUGUGGAGCUGGUGAGACACGAGGACAGCUGGCCCUUCAUGAAGCUGGUGUCCAGGACUCAGGUCCCUGACUACUAUGACAUCAUCCAGCAGCCGAUCGCCCUCAGUACGAUCAGAGAGAAAGUGAACAACUGUGAAUAUCAGACAGCAGGUGAGUAUAUCUCAGACGUGGACCUGAUGUUCUCCAACUGUCUGCAGUACAAUCCUCGCCACACUAACGAGGCGAAGGCCGGUCACCGCCUGCAGGCGUUCUUCCACUCGGAGCUCAGCAGACUCGGCCUCCCGGAGCGCGGCGCCACCCCGCCCGCCAAACGCUCCCGCCACUGAACCAAACGCACCCCUCCAAACUCGCCGCCGUCCACUCUGCUGAUUGGUUCUGGGGACGAGCUGCAGUCUGAGCCGUUUUUCCCCUCCCGAUGGACUGACACGGUGACACUCCUUCAUGACCUCUGACCCCCGUGAGGCCGCCGUUGGUGGAGGGCCGGGGUCAGAGGUCAUCGUGGAACAUUAGAAACCUUCUGGAAGAUAGUUUGAGUUGAUGAGUAGAAAGUUGUGGAGUAGAUUUUCCCUCCGACCUGCUGACGUUCAGGGCAUUUCCUUCCUGUCUAUGUGGACGGGAGACAAGUAGCAGACAUUCCUGUGGUGCUGUAGGACAGUGAGACAGGCAGUAGAGACAGUGAGACAGGCAGUAGAGACAGUGAGACAGGCAGUCUGAAACCACUAAACAAACUUCAGCUUUGCACUGACAAUUAAAACAAUCUGAUCGGGCCGUUCGUGUUUGCUCAGGGACAAAAGUUUGGAUCUGAAUGAGAAAUAUUUUCUAACAGUGCAGCUGGUUUUUACAGAGCGUCGCCACGGCAACGAAAUAUCAAAAACCUAUGGAAGUCUGUGGAGGCCAAAAUUCAAACUCAUUGAAAUUUAAAGACGGAAAUUCGUUUUUAUUUUUAUGUUAGAAAUGACUGCCUGGAUAAGCCUAAGCCCCGCCCCCUUUUUGCUCUGUGCUCCAAUCACAGUUGAGCAAGCCUUGACUUCCUCCUUUCCUGCGCUUAGAUAUGCUAUAUGCUAAGCUAAUCUAUGUUGAAAAGACAACAACAGUUUGAAGAUGGUUAAAAGAUUAGAGACAUAAAUAUAGUCACAUCUUAGGUUGGCUAAUGUUAGCACAGUGCUAGCUAACUAGUUUGCUAAUCUACAUCAGUUGUUCGGUACGUAACUAACAUUUUAAUAACAUUAGUUAUCAGUCGUAACUAAUGAUGAAUGUAGUUAGCGUUUUAAUAAAGUUGGAUAUCAGAAAUGCUAGCUAACUCCAUUAGGUAGCGUUUUGCUAACAUUAUGUGUUUUACAAAUAUGUGAAAGUCCGACACUUUUUACGACAUCCUGAUCAUUGACCAAUCAGACGCAAGAUUUUUUUUAACCUUCAGUAAUUCUGUCGUACGCUGUCGGCUCAAAAUGAACAAAAAGUUGAAUUAACUUCUUAUUUUGGCAGCCUCAGACUUCCAUAGAAACCAGAUUAUUUUAAUCUCGAGAUAACAAACUGUUAACGAGGUCAUACAGGCCCCGCCCCUAAACAGGCCCCGCCCCCUGACUUCCUGUUUCCCACAGAAAGUGAUUAAUUGAUUAAUUGGUUGUUAAUAUUAUUAUUGAGAAUUAAAUCAAUCCCUGACCUCAGACCGUUUGUUACCUCGAGGACGUUCACUUUCUUUCAGUGGAUGUCGCUCUUAUGUCUGUAGUUAGCUUAGCUUAGCAUAAAGACUUGAAGCAGAGGGAAACAACUAGCCUGCAGACCUGAGACUGAUCACCCUAACAAAGAAAAUAAUGCACUGUCCCUUUAAGAACCGGAGCUGCUGUGGCCUCUGUGGAUUUGUAGUUUCUUUGUAUUUUGACUACUGCGACGUUUUCCUGCUUUAGGCUGUUUUUUUGUUUUUGUGUUUUUUUGUUUGACGCGUUCUUCUGUUGUUCUUCUUCUGUGAUGUUAGUGCGACUGCUGCAGCUCAGUCAGUGUGUGUUAGUGUGUGUGGAUGGAGGUCAGCUGUGGACACUACACUGGAGCCGCCGCCGCCGCCGCCGCCACUGCAGCGUAUUUAUUUAGUUCAAGUCUGUAAGUUGUUUAUUUAUGAUGGAUAGACGCCUUCUGCCUCCGACGCUCUUUAACCUGUUUGUUGUUCUGAUGUAAAAAUAAAUGACUUUUAUAACCAG
Molecule: messenger RNA, 6810 nt
Organism: Dicentrarchus labrax (European seabass)
Lineage: Eukaryota; Metazoa; Chordata; Actinopteri; Moronidae
Gene: baz1a
Product: bromodomain adjacent to zinc finger domain, 1A
Exons: 29
Coding region: 448-4944 (1498 amino acids)
Biological process (GO): chromatin remodeling
Molecular function (GO): protein binding
Source: RefSeq, a predicted model, not a curated record